GCAGGCUUUAACCGAACCCAGUUCAGUCUCCCAAGUCCUGACCUGCUAGUUGUGCUGGGGAAGGGCAAGCGGGUACCUCAUGUGGCUCAUGGCUGUAUUGCUUCAGAUUCUUCUUCCCUCUGGGUCCGCACCAGCUAGAGGUUUGGGUAGUCCUGCUGUGCGUCUGCCCUCUGGUCCUGUGUGCCGGUAGUGGGGGGUUUCCCCUUUGAGGAAGAGCUGUGUUCUCAAGUCUAUGGGUAAGUCAUCUCCCCGGCUGGUCUGAGCUUUUGAAUGUCUUCCACCUUAGCCUUUGAACCUGAUUACCUCUCCUCCUGUGUCCCAUGUUUCGUUGUCUUUGAGCUAACAAGUUGCUUCUGCUGUCGUCUUCUCUUGCCCAACUCUUGUGGUGGUAAAUGCUCAGGAAUGCUUUUUUUCCAGAGUAAAGUGUAGAUGAAGAGUCGCUGGCCAGAACCACCUCCAGGGGGCCCUGGGCAGGGUCACUUGGUUCUCGGGGCCUCUGGACUAACCUUGAGUGAGUCUCAGCCCAGCCUCUGGUCAACAGAGUCUGAGUGGUUUCCCUAAUCAGCUCACUGAUCCAGGCUGUGCCGGGACUGUCAGCUAGAGGAAGUCUCUGAAGCAAACAGGAAGCAUGAGAGACACCCAUCAACUGGAAUUGCUCACCCUUGUACCAGGAAGGACAAAAAGUAUGAAGUGGGUGACUUCAUGGAUUAAAGAAGAGAAAGUCGGAGACCCCCCUCCCCAGUAAGUGCCUCUUCACAUAGCAUCGGCCCCCACCCCCACGCUCACUGGUACCACUACAGCGGGACAGGCCAUGGCGGGUCGGGGAGGUGCAGCGCGACCCAACGGACCAGCCGCUGGGAACAAGAUCUGUCAAUUUAAGCUGGUCCUACUAGGGGAGUCCGCGGUGGGCAAAUCCAGCCUCGUCCUCCGCUUUGUCAAAGGACAGUUCCACGAGUACCAGGAGAGCACGAUUGGAGCGGCCUUCCUCACACAGACUGUCUGCUUGGACGACACAACAGUCAAGUUUGAGAUCUGGGACACAGCUGGACAGGAGCGGUAUCACAGCCUGGCCCCCAUGUACUAUCGGGGGGCCCAGGCUGCCAUCGUGGUCUAUGACAUCACCAACACAGAUACGUUUGCACGGGCCAAGAACUGGGUGAAGGAGUUACAGAGGCAGGCCAGCCCCAACAUCGUCAUCGCGCUCGCGGGUAACAAGGCAGACCUGGCCAGCAAGAGAGCCGUGGAAUUCCAGGAAGCACAAGCCUAUGCAGACGACAACAGUUUGCUGUUCAUGGAGACAUCAGCAAAGACUGCAAUGAACGUGAAUGAAAUUUUCAUGGCAAUAGCUAAGAAGCUCCCCAAGAAUGAGCCCCAAAAUGCAGCUGGUGCUCCAGGCCGGAACCGAGGAGUGGACCUCCAGGAGAACAACCCAGCCAGCCGGAGCCAGUGCUGCAGCAACUGAGCCCCCCUUGCCUGCCCAUUGCCCCCACCUCCUCCGCCUCAACGACCCGACUGGAACCAAUCUAACCAAUCGCACUUAACGACUCGGGCCACCACUGGGGGGGCAGGGGGAGGGGUCCACCAUGAUUUCUCCGUAUAAUUUUGAUCAUAGGCCGGAGUGAGUUAUUCCACCUGCACCUUUCUGUACAAAUACUAAUUCAAUUUUAAGUCUUAAGUCACUUUUUUAAUAUAUAUGAUCUUCUGCUCUUCCCACUUCCUGCCCUUUCUACUGCUCUCCCACUCUUCCUUUGCUGGUAGUAGCCACGUACCCCUGUCCCCCACCCUUGUAUAUGGGGAGGUGGGGGCUGGAGCAGUUGCCCUUCUUUCCCUCUUGCUGAUCAGCAGACUCAGCAAGAGCAUCCAUAUCCUUACUGUGUUUGGAGUGGGCUGGUUCUGGGCGGUGGGGCAGGCGCUGAGGCUAGAGAAGGGAGAGGCAGCUCUUCCCUGAGUUGGCUGUCAUCAGGCUGCGGCCCCCCCUCACCCCCUGACUCAGAGCCGGGAGAGAAACCACAGCAUUACCACAGCGUUAUUGUGACAGCCAUGAACCCAUUGCCCACAACCCCCCCCCCCCCCGUCCUUGGUCGCCCUGACCUCUGGCUCUGAGCCCUGUUCUGACAAAAUCACGAUGAUGAGUAUUUGGGGGUGGGUGGGUAAGGGGGGGAGUGGGAGGGGAUGGAACCAACUUUUUCUGUAUUUUGUAUUGUAUGUUUUCUUCAACAUGUAACCAAUCAGUAUCUUGUCAAUAUAGUCAGCCGAUCGAUCGAC
Messenger RNA from Diceros bicornis minor, 2265 nucleotides. It is a transcript of the gene RAB5C, whose product is annotated as RAB5C, member RAS oncogene family. The record is from RefSeq and is a predicted model, not a curated record. Gene Ontology annotation, molecular function: GTPase activity; GTP binding. Lineage: Eukaryota; Metazoa; Chordata; Mammalia; Perissodactyla; Rhinocerotidae. The transcript is spliced from 6 exons. Bases 812 to 1462 code for a protein of 216 amino acids.